Nyctereutes procyonoides (raccoon dog) is the source of this 1316-nucleotide messenger RNA. It is a transcript of the gene POU2AF1, whose product is annotated as POU class 2 homeobox associating factor 1. The coding region runs from base 74 to 844 and encodes 256 amino acids. Gene Ontology annotation, cellular component: RNA polymerase II transcription regulator complex. The transcript is spliced from 5 exons. The record is from RefSeq and is a predicted model, not a curated record. Gene Ontology annotation, biological process: positive regulation of transcription by RNA polymerase II. Gene Ontology annotation, molecular function: transcription coactivator activity; DNA binding; POU domain binding. Lineage: Eukaryota; Metazoa; Chordata; Mammalia; Carnivora; Canidae.
CACACCCGGGUCUCACAUUCAAGAAGCCAAACUGUCUGCUUCAAAGAGAAAAGGCAACAUCCUGUCACAGGCCAUGCUCUGGCAAAAACCCACAGCUCCAGAACAGGCCCCAGCCCCACCCCGGCCGUACCAGGGUGUCCGUGUGAAGGAGCCAGUGAAGGAACUGCUCAGGAGGAAACGUGGCCAUGCCAGCAGUGGGGCAGCUGUUACACCUACGGCGGUGGUGCUGCCCCAUCAGCCCCUGGCCACCUACACCACAGUGGGUCCUUCCUGCCUUGACAUGGAGGUCUCUGCUUCCACAGUGACAGAGGAGGGAGCCCUGUGUGCCGGCUGGCUCUCCCAGCCGGGCCCGGCCACCCUCCAGCCCCUGGCCCCGUGGACACCCUACACGGAGUAUGUGUCCCAUGAAGCUGUCAGCUGCCCCUACUCAGCUGACAUGUAUGUGCAGCCCAUGUGCCCGAGCUACACAGUUGUGGGGCCCUCCUCCGUGCUGACCUAUGCCUCCCAGCCGCUCAUCACUAAUGUCACGACGAGAAGUGCAGCUGCACCCGCGGUUGGGCCCCAACUGGAGGGCCCGGAGCACCAGGCGCCCCUCACCUAUUUCCCGUGGCCUCAGCCCCUGUCCACUCUGCCCACCUCCACCCUGCAGUAUCAGCCUCCGGCCCCAGCCCUGCCUGGGCCCCAGUUUGUCCAGCUGCCCAUCUCCAUCCCUGAGCCAGUCCUUCAGGACAUGGAAGACCCCAGGAGAGCCAUCAGUUCCCUGACCAUCGACAAGCUGCUUUUGGAGGAAGAGGAUGGUGAUGCCUACGCACUCAACCACACGCUCUCUGUGGAGGGCUUUUAGGGCAUGCUCCUGAGAAUCCUGUUCCCUGAAACUGGUAUUUAAAACAGGGAACAAGAUUCACAUCUCUUUGGAGUAGCCAUUUUAUGACUACACUUUGCAUUCCAAACUAGAAUGAUAGACUUUCCUUCCUCCCUCUUCUCCCUCCUCCCUGCUCCCUCUUUCCCUCCUCCCUCUCUUCCUUCCCUCCUUUGUCCUUCCCUCCCUCCCCUCUUCAUUCCUUUUUUCCUUUCUCAUUUCUUUUUCCAUUUCAGCUCCUUUCUGAGAAGAAAUUAUAGGGAUUUAGUGGUAAUAUUGACACCAGUGUUGCAGACCUAUGACCCAGGUGCUUUUACUUCUGCCUCAGUUCAUCAAUUGGGACAGCAGCCCCACUGAGCUGGGGGCCAGCAAUGCCCUACCAUCUGUCACUUUAAGAUGGAUGGGGUGUCCUACCGCCCCUCCAAGGGCAGACCCAAUGCCAGAAUCCUUGAGCUGU